GUCACUGUGAGUCCACGCUUUAUUAGUAAUGAGUUUCUCGAAACUUGAAUUUUUAUCAAUUUACCCCCAGGGACGUUGCUUUUUAAAACAUGCUAUAGCUCGAAACAAGUCGAUAAUGAGUGGGCCAGCUUACAGUCGACCGUGUGUUGACCUCGAAUUUGCUGAGCAGUUAGUAAGGAAGUUGUACAACUUUGAAAGGAUAAGCGAAAUUAAGGAGUUAGACAGCUUCAGCGACCGAAACUUUUACGUUCGAGGGCAUAAACGCAUCACAGGUCAAGAAGAAGUCGCGAGCAACUUUUACCCUAAUCAUCUCGAACACGGGGAAUACGUCUUAAAAAUUUUAAACUCUGAUGACAGCAAGCAUGGUGAUCUUGUUGAAGCUGAAAACGCAGCAAUGUAUUUUUUGAGGGAAAGAGGCUUCCCUUGCCCGCUGUUGUUUCCUUUGGCUGGAGGUGUAGAUACAAAAUCACUUGUUCGAAUUCCGGUGAGUUCGAAUGCUAAAUGUGCCGCGAACAAAAACACCCUUCAAACUGCCGAAUACGAAUGGUGUAUUGCUCGUCUGAUAUCCUUCCUUCCAGGCCAAACGGCAAGGAGCUUAGAGAGGAAAAUGAGCUUCGAAAAUCUCUUCAUGGUUGGCAAGUUUAUCGGGAAUUUGAGCAAGGCUUUUCAGGAUUUCAAAAGUCCUGUAUCACUCAUUAAGUCAGACAGAUGGUGUAUAGAAAACCUAGUUUCCCUCGAGUCUUGCGUUUCUUCCAUUGAAGGCGAAGAAAAUAAGAAGCUUGUCCGUGAUGUCCUGGACCGAUUUGCGACUAGCGUAACUCCGAGGAUUUCUCUUUUACGGCUCGGCACAAUUCACAAUGACCUAACUGUUACGAAUCUGCUUUUCGACACGAAUUUUGGUGAGCUUAGAAUUUCCGGACUGAUCGAUUUUGGUGACAUCCGCUGGUCAUGUUAUCUGUUUGAAUUGGCGACGGCUGUGGCCUCAUUCACCAAGGAAGACGACGUCUUUGUGUCUAGCGGUUACUUUAUAGCUGGUUACGAGGCUGUUUUUCCUCUCACUAGUCAAGAGUUUGAGCUGUUGUACGACGUCAUCUGCGCUCGAUUGUGUCAAGUUUUCCUUAUAACAUCAGAAAAAGAGAACGAAUGUCCAAACAACGAAUAUGUAAAGAAAUUAAAGAUGGAUUACCUGAUGAAAUUGAAAGCUUGGUCGUCAAACUCGAGGGAUGAAGUUAUGUCGGUUUGGCGGAAAAUUGGAAGACACAGACACAAACUGUACCAGGCUUACACAGAAUAAACCUAGGUUAUUGCAUGUCAAUACUCCUGACUAAUCAUUCCUGCACAUGUAGCUGACCAAUAAAGCAUUUCUAAGCAGUGCCUAAGAACGUACGCAUGCAAGUGCGUGCAAAUUAACCUGACCGCCGUUCCUAUCCCGAUUCUAAGGAUUUAUUCAGUGUCAAAAGAAAAAAACGAUACCAGACAAUCGAGAUAGAAAUGUUUAAUGUAUCAUUUGAAAUUUUCUACUAGUAUGCCGACACAACUACCAUGCAGCACUUUCAUUUGACGAAUGAAAGUAGACAAAGUAUGUAACCAAUCCUCUCUGUUAAGGAAGCUGUUCCUGUAAACAACUAUUUCUUUCAUCUACCGUAGUUUAACUAUAAUUCUGUCGCCUUAUUCGUGGCAAUUUUUAAUUUAUGUUGCAAAUCCUUUGUUAGUUUUCUCAGACCCAACGAAGGAUAUAGGAAAUCUAAGGAAGAAAGUCCCUUAUAAAGUGUGAAUGUCUCGUAUUUUCGUCGGAACGAAACCUGAAGAACAUAGUUGAAUUUAAUUCGCUGGUUAAGUGAUACACUUACUGAACAACUCAAAAGGCUGGGGAAGCUGUUACAGGAGAGUCUGAGCGAGACUACAGUGAUAUAUGUAGCUUACUGUACAAAAAUCUAAUGAAGAACACAGGAGAAUGCAAGUGAAACAGACCAGUGAUGAUGAAAUAAUUUUGCCUUUCAACGCUUUACUUAAUACCGUAUUACCGACUGAAGUUUCUAUUUGUAAAUUAUCGGUGGCGAACAUCUUGAUGGUUGCAAACUUCACAAAAACAUUGUGACCCAUAAGACAUCGCUCGCUUUCUUGAAUGCUGCACUUUUGCGUAGAGUGUGGGCACAUCUUCAUCACCAUAAUUAUGAUAAAAGUAUAUUUCCAAUU
Messenger RNA from Pocillopora damicornis (cauliflower coral), 2196 nucleotides. Its product is annotated as hydroxylysine kinase. The record is from RefSeq and is a predicted model, not a curated record. Gene Ontology annotation, molecular function: amino acid kinase activity. NCBI's taxonomy places the organism in Eukaryota, Metazoa, Cnidaria, Anthozoa, Scleractinia, Pocilloporidae.